Molecule: messenger RNA, 3123 nt
Organism: Annulohypoxylon maeteangense
Lineage: Eukaryota; Fungi; Ascomycota; Sordariomycetes; Xylariales; Hypoxylaceae
Product: 2-oxoglutarate dehydrogenase-like protein
Exons: 2
Coding region: 1-3123 (1040 amino acids)
Biological process (GO): tricarboxylic acid cycle
Cellular component (GO): oxoglutarate dehydrogenase complex; mitochondrion
Molecular function (GO): thiamine pyrophosphate binding; oxoglutarate dehydrogenase (succinyl-transferring) activity
Source: RefSeq, a predicted model, not a curated record
AUGCUGAGCAGCACUCUUCGGUCUUCGACCAGCCAGCUCCUUAGAGCUAGCUGUCGAAGUUCGAGAUGCGCCGCCCAAGCUACGAGAUGUUAUUCUCUUAGUUCCGCUCGCCGUCCUCUCGCCGUCGCCUCUCAGAUGAGACAUUCCUCGACCACCUCCACGCCCCCGUCUCCUAAUGACAACUUCCUGUCCGGUAAUACCGCGAAUUAUAUCGACGAGAUGUACCUACAAUGGAAGGAGGACCCGUCGAGUGUCCAUGUAUCGUGGCAAGUCUACUUCAAGAACAUGGAGAGUGGUGAUAUGCCUAUCCAGCAGGCCUUCACUCCUCCCCCAACUCUUGUACCUAGUGCAACGGGAGGUGUUGGCCCAACCGUAGGCUUGGGACCUAGUCAUGGUUCUGAUGUGACGAACCAUCUAAAAGUCCAAUUAUUAGUUCGCGCAUACCAGGCCCGUGGCCACCACAAGGCCAAUAUCGAUCCUCUUGGCAUUCGUAACGAACAAAAGGGAUUUACCAAUGUUAAGCCCAAGGAAUUGUCCCUCGAACACUACCAAUUUACCGAGAAAGAUCUUGAUAAGGAGUUCGAGCUCGGUCCUGGAAUCUUGCCGCGCUUCAAGCGAGAUGGCCGAGAGAAAAUGACUCUACGCGAGAUCAUCGCCGCUUGCGAGAAAAUAUAUUGUGGAUCGUAUGGCGUCGAAUUCAUCCAUAUCCCUGAUAGAGGAAAGUGCGAUUGGUUGAGAGAACGUGUUGAGGUUCCUCAGCCAUUCAAGUACUCGAUUGAUGAGAAGCGCCGAAUUCUCGACCGCUUAAUUUGGAGUUCUAGUUUCGAGUCUUUCUUGGCCACCAAGUACCCCAACGACAAGCGAUUCGGUCUGGAAGGUUGCGAGACUCUCGUACCGGGUAUGAAGGCGCUUAUCGACCGAAGUGUCGAUUACGGUGUAAAGGACAUCGUCAUUGGAAUGCCUCACCGUGGGCGUCUCAACGUACUCAGCAAUGUCGUCCGCAAGCCGAACGAAUCCAUCUUCAGCGAAUUCGCAGGUACGGCUGGUGCCGAAGAUGAAGGGUCUGGCGAUGUCAAAUACCAUCUAGGAAUGAAUUUCGAGCGACCUACCCCAUCUGGCAAGCGAGUACAGCUUUCUCUAGUUGCCAACCCCUCGCAUCUUGAAGCCGAAGACCCGGUUGUGCUAGGAAAGACCAGGGCCAUCCAGCACUACAAUAACGACGAAUCGACACAUCGAACCGCCAUGAGCGUGUUGCUGCAUGGUGACGCUGCUUUUGCCGCCCAGGGUAUCGUAUACGAAUGUCUCGGUUUCCACUCCCUGCCGGCAUUCUCAACCGGCGGAACGAUCCACCUAGUCGUGAACAACCAGAUUGGUUUCACUACCGAUCCCCGAUUUGCCCGCUCAACUGCGUACUGUACGGAUAUUGCUAAGGCCAUCGAUGCACCUGUCUUCCAUGUUAAUGCCGAUGACGUUGAGGCUGUCAACUUUGUCUGUCAAUUAGCUGCAGAUUGGCGCGCCGAGUUCCAGUCGGACGUUGUCAUCGAUCUUAUCUGCUACCGCAAGCACGGUCACAACGAGACUGACCAGCCAUCCUUCACUCAGCCCUUGAUGUACAAGCGCAUUAGUGCAAAGGACCCCCAGAUCAACAUCUACGUCGAAAAGCUACUUCAGGAUGGCACAUUCACAAAGGAGGAUGUCGAGGAGCACAAGCAGUGGGUCUGGGGCAUGUUGGAGGAAAGUUUCACUAAGUCGAAAGACUACCAGCCGACAUCGAAGGAAUGGACCACCUCUGCUUGGAACGGCUUCAAGUCGCCCAAAGAAUUGGCCACCGAGGUAUUGCCACACAUGUCGACGAGUGUCGAUCAGAAGACUUUGGAACACAUUGGUGAGGUCAUCGGCUCUGCUCCCGAAGAGUUCCAACUUCACCGCAACCUGAAGCGUAUUCUCCAAAACCGCACGAAGUCGGUCCUUGAGGGUAAGAACAUUGAUUGGUCGACUGCCGAAGCUCUCGCCUUCGGUUCGCUCGUCACCGAAGGCCACCACGUCCGUGUCUCUGGUCAGGAUGUAGAGAGAGGCACAUUCUCUCAGCGCCACUCUGUCUUCCACGAUCAAGAAAAUGAAAGCACGUAUACUCCCUUACAGAACAUCAGCAAGGACCAGGGCAAAUUCGUCAUCUCCAACUCUUCGUUGAGCGAGUAUGGCGCUCUGGGCUUCGAAUAUGGUUACUCUCUGUCUUCUCCUAAUGCGUUGGUCAUGUGGGAGGCUCAAUUUGGUGACUUCGCCAACAACGCACAGUGUGUCAUCGACCAGUUCAUCGCUUCCGGUGAAGUUAAGUGGAUGCAGCGAACUGGUCUAGUUAUGUCUCUUCCCCACGGUUAUGAUGGACAAGGUCCCGAGCAUUCCUCUGGACGUAUAGAGCGAUAUCUACAGCUCUCCAACGAAGACCCACGUGUGUUCCCGUCGCAGGAGAAGCUUGAUCGCCAACACCAAGACUGCAACAUGCAGAUCGCCUACAUGACAACCCCCGCGAACUUGUUCCACGUUCUUCGCCGACAGAUGCACCGACAAUUCCGAAAGCCCCUUAUAAUCUUCUUCUCCAAGUCCUUGUUGCGACACCCCUUGGCCCGUUCUAACAUCGAGGAGUUUACGGGACCCAACGCCCAUUUCCAAUGGAUCAUUCCCGACCCCGAGCAUGAGGCCGGAACUAUCAAGUCUCCGGAGGAGAUUGACCGUGUUAUCCUAUGCACUGGUCAGGUAUGGGCAACGCUUCACAAGUACCGUGCUGACAACAAGAUCGACAACGUCGCUCUCACCCGAAUUGAGCAGCUGAACCCCUUCCCAUGGGAACAGCUCAGGGAGAACCUUGACAUGUACAAGAACGCCAAGACGAUUGUCUGGUGUCAGGAGGAGCCUCUCAACGCUGGUGCAUGGAGCUUUACGCAACCACGCAUUGAGACUCUACUGAACCGUACCCAAUACCACGACCGUAAGCACGUUAUGUACGCCGGGCGAAACCCUUCGGCAUCGGUUGCCACCGGUCUCAAGGCUGCCCACAAGAAGGAAGAGGAAGAGCUGCUGGACAUGGCGUUCACUGUUUCGCAGGACAAGCUAAAGGGCGAGUAA